CAACAACCACCCGGAGCCGCCGAGACCUAGCCCCGCCGCCAGCCGCCGGCGAGCCCGCGACCAUGGCGACCCCGACCCCGCAGGGCGAGGCCUCCUCCUCCGAUCCGAAGGGGGCGAAGAAGGACUACUCGACGGCGAUCCUCGAGAGGAAGAAGUCGCCCAACCGCCUCGUCGUCGACGAGGCCACCAAUGACGACAACUCCGUCGUCGCGCUCCACCCCGACACCAUGGAGCGCCUCCAGCUCUUCCGCGGCGACACCGUCCUCCUCAAGGGUAAGAAGAGAAAGGACACAAUCUGCAUUGUGCUUGCAGAUGACACAUGUGAGGAGCCAAAGGUCAGGAUGAACAAGACCGUCAGGAAGAACUUGAGAGUGAGACUUGGCGACGUGGUGUCUGUCCAUCAAUGCCCAGAUGUCAAGUACGGCAAGCGUGUGCACAUUCUUCCUAUUGAUGACACGGUUGAAGGCAUUACUGGGAACUUGUUUGAUGCCUUCUUGAAGCCAUACUUCCUUGAAGCUUACCGCCCUUUGAGAAAGGGAGAUCUUUUCCUUGUGAGGGGUGGAAUGAGGAGUGUGGAAUUCAAAGUUAUAGAGACUGACCCUGCAGAGUAUUGCAUCGUCGCACCUGACACUGAGAUAUUCUGUGAUGGUGAGCCUAUUAAGAGGGAAGACGAGGAAAGGCUCGAUGAGGUUGGCUAUGAUGAUGUUGGUGGGGUUAGGAAGCAAAUGGCCCAGAUCAGAGAACUGGUUGAACUCCCACUGCGUCAUCCUCAGCUCUUCAAGUCUAUUGGCGUGAAGCCUCCUAAGGGCAUAUUGCUGUUUGGACCACCUGGCUCUGGCAAGACCCUUAUCGCUAGAGCUGUUGCUAAUGAAACUGGUGCAUUCUUCUUUCUGAUUAAUGGCCCAGAAAUUAUGUCCAAGCUAGCAGGAGAAAGUGAGAGCAAUCUCAGGAAGGCAUUUGAAGAAGCUGAGAAGAAUGCACCAUCAAUCAUUUUCAUUGAUGAGAUCGAUUCGAUUGCCCCAAAGAGAGAGAAGACCAAUGGAGAGGUUGAGAGGCGUAUUGUUUCACAGCUGUUGACUCUUAUGGAUGGGCUCAAGUCCCGUGCACAUGUUAUUGUUAUGGGCGCUACAAACCGCCCAAACAGUAUUGAUCCUGCCCUCAGAAGAUUUGGUAGAUUUGAUCGGGAGAUUGACAUUGGUGUCCCUGAUGAAGUUGGGCGCCUGGAAGUUCUCCGGAUUCACACCAAAAACAUGAAGUUGGCUGAAGAUGUUGAACUGGAACACAUUUCAAGAGACACCCAUGGGUAUGUUGGUGCUGAUCUCGCUGCUCUUUGCACUGAGGCUGCUCUCCAGUGCAUUCGUGAGAAAAUGGAUAUUAUAGAUCUUGAUGAUGAGACCAUUGAUGCUGAGAUUCUGAACUCAAUGGCUGUGACGAACGACCAUUUCAAGACUGCAUUAACAACAAGCAACCCAUCUGCUCUCCGUGAAACUGUUGUUGAAGUUCCCAAUGUCUCUUGGGAAGAUAUUGGUGGUCUGGAGAAUGUCAAGAGGGAGUUACAGGAGACUGUCCAAUACCCUGUGGAGCAUCCAGAGAAAUUCGAGAAGUUUGGCAUGUCUCCUUCCAAAGGUGUUUUGUUCUACGGCCCUCCUGGUUGUGGUAAAACCCUGUUGGCGAAGGCAAUUGCUAAUGAGUGCCAGGCUAACUUCAUCAGUAUCAAGGGACCUGAGCUGCUUACCAUGUGGUUUGGAGAGAGUGAGGCUAAUGUGCGUGAGAUCUUUGACAAGGCUAGGUCAGCGCCAUGUGUCCUCUUCUUUGAUGAGCUUGACUCGAUUGCUACCCAGAGAGGAAGCAGUGUUGGGGAUGCUGGAGGUGCUGCUGAUAGAGUCCUCAACCAGCUCCUGACUGAGAUGGAUGGCAUGAACGCCAAGAAAACUGUGUUCAUCAUCGGUGCCACCAACAGGCCUGACAUCAUUGACCCUGCGCUGCUUAGGCCAGGGCGUCUUGAUCAGCUUAUCUACAUCCCUCUUCCUGAUGUUGAGUCGAGGCUCCAGAUCUUCAAGGCUUGCCUCAGGAAGUCCCCUGUGGCCAAGGAUGUUGAUCUGGAUGCUCUCGCCAAGUACACCCAAGGGUUCAGUGGUGCUGAUAUCACUGAAAUUUGCCAGCGUUCUUGCAAAUAUGCCAUCAGGGAAAACAUCGAAAAGGACAUCGAAAGGGAGAGGCGGAAGAAGGACAACCCUGAAGCCAUGGAGGAAGACGAGACUGAUGAGAUUGCUGAGAUCAGGGCUGCUCACUUUGAAGAGUCGAUGAAGUAUGCGCGCCGUAGUGUGAGCGACGCCGACAUCCGGAAGUACCAGGCCUUUGCCCAGACUCUGCAGCAAUCCCGUGGAUUUGGCAGCGAGUUCCGGUUCCCUGACGCUCCUGCUUCAGGCGCAGCCGCUGCUGCAGAUCCUUUUGCGUCAUCAGCCGCUGCGGCGGAGGAUGAUGAUUUAUAUAGCUAGAUCCUGUUGCUGUACCAUUAACUUACAGACGAUUUCCUUUCCUUCAUACACUCGUUAUGUCAUGCUUUGUAUGGAAGACGCGGGCAGACAACGUACUUAUUUAAGUUGAUAUUGGGAUGCACUGAUAAUCUGCUGGUUAUUUGCUC
Lolium rigidum is the source of this 2644-nucleotide messenger RNA. Its product is annotated as cell division control protein 48 homolog D-like. Gene Ontology annotation, biological process: mitotic spindle disassembly; retrograde protein transport, ER to cytosol; autophagosome maturation. The record is from RefSeq and is a predicted model, not a curated record. Gene Ontology annotation, cellular component: VCP-NPL4-UFD1 AAA ATPase complex; nucleus; cytosol. NCBI's taxonomy places the organism in Eukaryota, Viridiplantae, Streptophyta, Magnoliopsida, Poales, Poaceae. Gene Ontology annotation, molecular function: polyubiquitin modification-dependent protein binding; ATP binding; ATP hydrolysis activity.